Molecule: messenger RNA, 1617 nt
Organism: Hippoglossus stenolepis (Pacific halibut)
Lineage: Eukaryota; Metazoa; Chordata; Actinopteri; Pleuronectiformes; Pleuronectidae
Gene: hoxb1b
Product: homeobox B1b
Exons: 2
Coding region: 300-1169 (289 amino acids)
Biological process (GO): regulation of transcription by RNA polymerase II
Cellular component (GO): nucleus
Molecular function (GO): RNA polymerase II cis-regulatory region sequence-specific DNA binding; DNA-binding transcription factor activity, RNA polymerase II-specific
Source: RefSeq, a predicted model, not a curated record
CGCUGCAGCCGGAAAAUUUGUCCUGGUGUUUGUGUUCUUAUCAGAUGGAUGAGCGCGUUUGAUUGAAGCAUUUGUCAUGUAAAUGCGAGCCGUGUGAUGGACGAGCCUGCAGACUUGACAGACUGCUCUAGGUCCUUCGCCAUUGGCGUUCCGCGGGUCACAUGGUGUGUCAGGAAGGUGAUAUGAGGGUGGAAGGCAGUUUUACAGCUUUGACAUACUACCUAGAAGGUUAGGGCACAGGGAGCACCGAUUAAUGACUGCUCAGUCUUUAUCACUUCUGAACAAACAAAGGCUCCAGGAUGAACUCCUACUUAGACUACCCCGUGUGCAACCGGGGAGCGAACAUCUUCAGUGCCAAGGCCGGAUACCACAAUUUAAACCACGGAUACAUGUCGUCCAGCUCGUGCGCAACAAGUGAUAGUUACGCACCGGAUGGCCGCUUGGUCGCCACGACGUCUGCGGCCCACCAGACUCCGAGCCUCCCCCUGCACCACCAGACACACGUCAACUUGGACCUGCAGUUCUCCACGCCGGGGAGCUCCAUGUACGGGUCGCCUCUGGAGUUCGCACACCACCAGUACGGCCUGGCUCCCGAGCAGGACCGGAACUUCAUCCACGCGCAGGUUUCCCCCCUCGGAACAAACAUGGCCCCUUACACCGGGGACAGCUGCGGGCCUGGGGUGGCAGCGGGCGGCCACUAUCUGCACUUCGGUAACGGAGAGCAGAGGCAGCAAGAAUAUACAGACAGUGUUUACACAAGGUUACCGCCCCAGAGCAAGGAGAAGGAUCUGGAGCAUGUGGAGGAAACGUCUAAAACAUUCGAUUGGAUGAAAGUGAAGAGGAAUCCUCCCAAAACAGCGGGCCUGUCCGAGUUCCCCGGUCAGCACAACGUGAUCCGCACCAACUUCACCACCAAGCAGCUGACCGAGCUGGAGAAAGAGUUCCACUUCAACAAGUACCUGACGCGGGCACGGAGGGUGGAGGUCGCCGCCAGCCUGGAGCUCAACGAGACGCAGGUGAAAAUCUGGUUCCAGAACCGCAGGAUGAAGCAGAAGAAACGGGAGAAACUCGGCUCCUCCGUGGUGAACAACACCCCCGCACCUGUGGAGAAAGUCCCCGGCCCUGACUCCUCUCCAAAGGAGAAGGGGAAAGACUCUGGACCAUUAUAAGACUUUAAAACAAAUAUAUAUAUAUAUAUGGAGAAUGUGGAGGCCUGAGCUGUUUCCCCCCCAGUGGCACAAUUCCAGGAAAGAACUGUGAACAUACUUUUGGACUCGUGUGUAUAGAACUUGUGCUUAAAAAGACAUUGAUUUGACACUGAAUGCUGAGAUAAUUUUUUUUUUAAAAUGUCUUUUCAUCCGUUCUUGUAUUUUAUAAUCUUCCUUUCAUAGGCCCAUGCUGUGUUUUGAGUUGGAACACUGAAGUUCUCAGUGUCAUUGUUUGCACUAUUUAUUUACAGGGUAUUUUCCAACAAUUGCUGAGAUGAUUUAAGCUUAAUAAAGUUUAUAAAAAUGAGGGAAAAAAAAAAAAAUUGUACAUGCUGUGUUUGUAAAAAAGAAAAAAUGAGGAUACGUGAAUGUGCUUUUUCUAAAAGGUCUAAAAUAAAUUAUUUCAAAU